Molecule: messenger RNA, 1481 nt
Organism: Eubalaena glacialis (North Atlantic right whale)
Lineage: Eukaryota; Metazoa; Chordata; Mammalia; Artiodactyla; Balaenidae
Gene: SLC10A7
Product: solute carrier family 10 member 7
Exons: 12
Coding region: 207-1229 (340 amino acids)
Cellular component (GO): plasma membrane
Source: RefSeq, a predicted model, not a curated record
UGUCACUGGAUACUACUACUCCCAGCCCUCCUCAAAGCAGCCGGAGCAAUCCCCCGGUCUUUAAUUUACGAGUAGCAAUUUGACUUGCUCUGCUGCAUGUCAGGUGGGACCGUGGAAAGUGUGGAGACGCCCCGGGGAUUAAGCGAUAGCAGCUUAAGAAGAAAAAAAGCCAAACAAAUAAACAAAACCCACCCGCCCUAACAAACAUGAGGCUACUGGAGAGAAUGAGGAAAGAAUGGUUCAUGAUUGGAAUAGUAUUGGCGAUCGCCGGAGCAAAGCUGGAGCCGUCCAUAGGGGUGAAUGGGGGACCACUGAUGCCAGAAAUAACUGUCUCCUACAUUGCUGUCGCAACAAUAUUCUUUAACAGUGGAUUAUCAUUAAAUACGGAGGAGCUGACAAGUGCUUUGGUGCAUAUAAAACUACAUCUUUUCAUUCAGAUCUUUACACUUGCAUUCUUCCCAGCAGCAAUAUGGCUUUUUCUUCAGCUUUUGUCAAUCACACCCAUCAAUGAAUGGCUUUUAAAAGGGUUGCAGACAGUAGGUUGCAUGCCUCCCCCUGUGUCUUCUGCAGUGAUUUUAACCAAGGCAGUUGGUGGAAACGAGGCAGCUGCAAUAUUUAAUUCAGCCUUUGGAAGUUUUUUGGGCAUCGUUGUAACACCCCUGCUACUGCUGCUUUUUCUUGGCUCCUCCUCUUCUGUGCCUUUUACAUCUAUUUUUUCUCAGCUUUUUAUGACCGUUGUGGUUCCCCUCAUUAUUGGACAGAUUGUCCGAAGAUACAUCAAGGACUGGCUUGAAAGAAAGAAGCCUCCUUUUGGUGCUGUCAGCAGUAGUGUGCUCCUCAUGAUCAUCUACACAACCUUCUGCGACACGUUCUCGAACCCAAAUAUCGACCUGGAUAAAUUCAGUCUUAUUCUCAUACUGUUCAUAAUCUGUUCCAUUCAGCUGAGUUUUAUGCUUUUAACAUUCAUCUUUUCAACGAGGAAUAAUUCAGGUUUCACACCAGCAGAUACUGUGGCUGUCAUGUUCUGUUCUACACACAAAUCCCUCACAUUAGGGAUUCCAAUGCUGAAGAUCGUGUUUGCGGGCCAUGAGUACCUCUCUUUAAUAUCCGUCCCCUUGCUGAUCUACCACCCGGUGCAGAUCCUUCUGGGAAGUGUGUUGGUGCCAACAAUAAAGUCUUGGAUGGUGUCAAGGCAGAAGGGAGUGAAGUUGACGAGGCCAACAGUAUAAGGAAGGAGGUGGUCUUUCCACAGCGAUGUAUAUACGUACAGGGUUGUACAUACAAACAGUUCUGAAGACGUGUAUUUGUGAACGUUGCUUCAAUGCAUAUUUUAUUUUUUUACACAAAAAAUAUGACAUAACUGUUUAAGUGCCUUAAAAUGGAUUUAACGAGAGCGUUAUUUCCAAAACCUACUUUGUUGGUUACUGCCAGGGGUGGUUCAGUAUUUUGGAGUUGUUCUUUUUUUUUUUUUUUUUUUCCUA